AAUAAUUAUGAUGUUUAGGAAAUAUUUGAGUGCUCAUAUAAGAUUAGCUCGUUAUGAUAAACCAAUAGGGGCUUUAUUAUUACAUAUUCCUUGCGUAUGGGGAACGAUUUUAGGAUAACCAAGUUUUAAUUUAUAGGAAAUAAUUUGGUAUAGUAGUGUAUUUGGUGUUGGAUCAUUUACAAUGAGAGCAGCAGGUUGUGUAGUGAAUGAUAUGUGGGAUAAGAAUAUCGAUAAUAAAGUAGAGAGAACAAGAUUAAGACCAUUAGCUUCAGGAGAAUUGGGUAUGAAAGAUGCUUGGAUUAGUUUAUUUGGACAUUGUUCAAUAGGAUUAUUAGUAUUAACAUAAUUGAAUUGGAAUACAAUAGCAGCAUCAUUUGGAAUAGUUCCAAUAGCAUUUUUAUAUCCAUUGGCAAAACGUUAUUUUAGUUAUCCUUAAUUGAUAUUGGGAAUAGCAUUUAAUUGGGGUAUAGUAGUAGGAGGUUUAUAAUUGGCAGGAAUGUUAACUCCAACAAUAUUAUUUGGAUAUGCUGCAGGGAUUGUGAAUACAUUAAUAUAUGAUACAGUAUAUGGUCAUUAAGAUAAAGAAUAUGAUAAGAGUUUAGGAUUAUAUUCAACUGCAUAUACUUUACCAAAAAAUACACCAUUAUAUUUAACAUGGGUAUUUUCUGGAUUAAUUGGAUUAACAUGUUAUGUAGCAUCAUAUCAUCCAGCAGUAUAUCCAUUGAUAGCAUUAAAUUAAUUAGAUAUGUAUUUAAAAUUGAAGACAACUAACCUAGAUGAUCCAGAAAGUUGUGGUAAAUUCUUUAGAGAUUACAAAUGGUUUUAAAUCACUAUUGCUUUAAUUUUUGGAGCAGGAUCCUAUAUGAAGUAAUGA
Paramecium sonneborni is the source of this 874-nucleotide messenger RNA. Lineage: Eukaryota; Ciliophora; Oligohymenophorea; Peniculida; Parameciidae. The record is from the annotation of a GenBank genome assembly.